Molecule: messenger RNA, 2329 nt
Organism: Lutra lutra (Eurasian river otter)
Lineage: Eukaryota; Metazoa; Chordata; Mammalia; Carnivora; Mustelidae
Gene: HINFP
Product: histone H4 transcription factor
Exons: 10
Coding region: 158-1768 (536 amino acids)
Biological process (GO): anatomical structure development; regulation of transcription by RNA polymerase II
Molecular function (GO): DNA-binding transcription factor activity, RNA polymerase II-specific; RNA polymerase II cis-regulatory region sequence-specific DNA binding
Source: RefSeq, a predicted model, not a curated record
AAAGCUACCUUCCCCGCAGCCCGCCGGUCCUCACUCCCACCCCUUCCGUAUUUUGGUCGCUCACGGUUUCCGUCAGUCGCAGCGGCCAUUGGCUGUUAGAGGGAUUUGAGAGCGGCGAUUGGCUCUCUCUGGCCGUCGCUCAAGCGCCCUUCCGGAGAUGGUCCGAGGUGGGAAGAGCUGGAGAGAGCCGGCAGUGGAGGGACGGGUGAAGGCCAUGCCGCCCCCGGCGAAAGUUCCCCGGAAGGAGAACCUGGGGCUCCAGUGCGAGUGGGGGUCCUGCUCCUUUGUGUGCUCAGCCAUGGAGGAGUUCUGCGAGCAUGUCACUCAGCACCUGCAGCAGCACCUGCACAGCUCCGGGGAGGAGGAAGAGGAGGAGGAGGACCCACUUGAGGAGGAAUUCUCCUGCUUGUGGCAGGAGUGUGGCUUUUGUUCUAUGGACAAUUCGGCUGACCUCAUUCGCCACGUUUACUUCCACUGCUACCACACCAAGCUGAAGCAGUGGGGGCUGCAAGCCCUGCAGAGCCAGGCCAACCUCAGCCCCUGCAUCCUGGACUUCCAGAGCCGCAACAUCAUCCCCGACAUCCCUGACCACUUCCUGUGUCUGUGGGAGCACUGUGAGAGUUCCUUCGACAAUCCCGAGUGGUUCUAUCGGCACGUGGAAGCGCACAGCCUAUGCUGUGAAUACCAGGCGAUCGGCAAGGACAACCAUGUGGUGCUGUGUGGCUGGAAAGGCUGUACCUGCACCUUCAAGGACUGCCGGAAGCUUCGAGAGCACCUCCGAAGCCAUACCCAGGAGAAGGUGGUGGCCUGUCCCACCUGUGGGGGCAUGUUUGCCAACAACACCAAGUUCUUAGAUCACAUCCGUCGCCAGACCUCUUUGGAUCAGCAGCGCUUCCAGUGCUCUCACUGCUCCAAGAGAUUUGCCACGGAGCGGCUCUUGCGGGACCAUAUGCGUAACCACGUGAAUCACUAUAAGUGCCCUCUGUGUGAUAUGACCUGUCCGCUGCCAUCCUCCCUCCGAAACCACAUGCGCUUUCGCCACAGCGAGGACCGGCCCUUCAAGUGUGACUGUUGUGACUACAGCUGCAAGAAUCUGAUUGACCUGCGGAAGCACCUGGAUACCCACAGCAAGGAGCCAGCCUACAGGUGUGAUUUUGAGAACUGCAGCUUCAGUGCGCGAUCCCUCUGCUCCAUCAAGUCCCAUUACCGAAAAGUGCAUGAAGGAGACUCAGAGCCAAGGUACAAGUGUCAUGUGUGUGACAAAUGCUUCACGAGGGGCAACAACCUCACUGUGCAUCUUCGUGAGAAGCACCAGUUCAAGUGGCCCUCAGGGCACCCCCGUUUUCGGUACAAGGAGCAUGAAGACGGCUACAUGCGGCUGCAGCUUGUUCGCUACGAGAGUGUGGAGCUGACACAGCAGCUGCUCCGGCAGCCGCAAGAGGGAUCGGGCCUGGGAGCGUCGCUGAAUGAGACCAGCCUGCAGGGCAUCAUUCUUGAAGCAGUGCCGGGGGAGCCAGGACCCCAGGAGGAGGCUGAAGAGGAGGGGGAGGGCGGGAGCAGCCAGGGGACAGGCCUCCCAGCCUCUCAGGACACUCCCAGCCCUGUCAUCCAUGUGGUGAAUCAGACCAACGCCCAAGGCGAGCAAGAGAUUGUCUACUAUGUGCUGUCGGAAGCCCCGGGAGAGCCCCCGCCAGCCCCUGAGCCCCUCUCAGGGGACAUCAUGGAAAAGCUUCAGGGAAUAGCGGAGGAGCCAGAGGGGAUGGUGUGAAGGCUGCGGAGCCUGACGGUUUCCACCCCAGGCCCCGGGGUUUGCGCCGGCUGCUGGCUGUACCCCGAGCGGGCAGCCCCUGCCGAUGGAGGCCUUUAAGAGUGGUGCCAAGAGCAGUGCGGUGCACUCUGGACCUGGCCUGCGUCAUGCAGCAGACUCUGAAGACUUCCCUUUUCUGCAGGACCACAUUUGGUGGGGGAUCCUGAGGAGUCUGGAUUCCUUGAGGGGGAUGCCCUGGUCCUAUGUGUUCCUGUAGAGGGGCUAGUAUCAGGCUUACCCGUAACCCCCUAGUCAUGCUGAGAUGGUGGCCAAAAUCCUGUCACCUCGUACCCAGUCCCGUCUUCAAGGGUCCUUUGGUCCAGCGAUGCCGUGUAACUGGUCCUUGCGAGGGCCUUUUCCUCACAACCAGCCAAGGCAGCCUGAACCCGGCAGUCCUUUCCCUCCAAAGGGCUCCUACAACUGCAAGGACCUCCCCGGUUAUCCUCAGGGAUAGGAGUGAAGGUCCUGAGUGUGUGUGUAACAGUUGCUUCGGUAAUAAAAGAAACACUUGGGCUGUUCUCA